Messenger RNA from Zerene cesonia (dogface butterfly), 1297 nucleotides. Its product is annotated as m-AAA protease-interacting protein 1, mitochondrial. NCBI's taxonomy places the organism in Eukaryota, Metazoa, Arthropoda, Insecta, Lepidoptera, Pieridae. Bases 151 to 876 code for a protein of 241 amino acids. The transcript is spliced from 4 exons. Gene Ontology annotation, cellular component: mitochondrial inner membrane. Gene Ontology annotation, molecular function: ribosome binding. The record is from RefSeq and is a predicted model, not a curated record. Gene Ontology annotation, biological process: inner mitochondrial membrane organization; protein insertion into mitochondrial inner membrane from matrix.
ACACACUUGACAUUUGAUGACUGAUGAUCUAUGAUUUUUUAUCAACAGUAAAAAUUAUCAAAUUGAAAACAAAUGUCUUUAAUGUAAAGGUGUGCAUUUAUGAGAAAAUAUAAGUAGUUUAAUAGUAAACAAUACUGUUAAGAUAUAAAUAUGAAUGUAGCAAUCGGAAGAAUUGUAACAACGCAGUCGUAUAGGUUAUGUUAUAGGACUACGUACAAAUAUUUACAAGCUCCAGUAACCUCAAGAUGUCCUGUUAUACAACUACGAAGCUACUGCGACAACAAAGUAGAAACUCGGAGAUUGCCCCAAUUAAUGGAAUUUCCACCAAUAGUGUGGCCAUCGUUUAUAAAGUUUAUAAAAAAUUGGAUGUUCGCGACAUUCAUCAUUCGGCCGUAUUUUGAUCAAGAAUUUAGUUUGGCGGAGUUUAUUGAAGCUUCCAAACAUGCUGUGCAGGUGGUUUCAGAAGGUUUACAAAAUAGUGAUUUUAAAUCAUUGGAAGGGCUGGUAGACAAAGAUGCUGUUACAUCACUCAAGUCUGCUAUUUCACAGCUGUCUAUUUCACAACGACAAUUGUUAAGUAUUGAUAAGGAAGAUAUAUUUUAUGCAUUUCCUUAUCAGGUGGGAGUUAUGUUUGAUGAUGCUGACAAGAGAUGGGUGGAAAUAACAAUGUGUUAUCAUGUCCUUAGGGGACUCAAACAUAUGAAGGAAACAGGGGAUUUGCCCCCAAUUACUUUAGGCGGCCAUCCAGAGUUUGAAGACAAAAUAUUUAUAUUGAACUAUAGAUUCAUUAGAGAAUUCACAAAAGGAGUAGAAGACAGUUGGUGGAUAAAUAUUGUGAAUCAUUUUCAACCUCAGAACCUUGUUAAGAGACAGUGACUUCCCUUAGACAAUAAGUAGGAUAUAUUAAAAUUUUCUUGGCCUGAAUUUGCUUUUUUUUAAUAAGGCCAGCAUGCUUCAUUAUUUCGAAAGAAGUCAAAAUCAACUAAAGGAUACUAUUUUUGCUGAAACAUAAGUUUAUUGUUUGUAUUUUUUCAAUUUUAUUUAGCAUUCAGUACUAUCUAAAACAUGUUGAAUAAAAAAAGUAUAAACUAAAAAAUAUAAUUGAUCUUUCAAAAUAUGCCCUCUUAUACUGUAUAACAUAAUAAAAUACUAUUUACAUAAAUAGAACUUACAGACUGACCUUUGUACAAAAAAAAAAAUACAAAUCAUAUUUUUAUACUAAUAAAAUUUGGAUCUGGCUAGUCGGGACAAAUACAGCUACAGUGUAUGAGAAAAUAAAUCAGUUAUGUUUGAAAAA